AUGUCGUGUGUGCCAGCAAGAACGGGGAGACAAAGACAGCGUUAUGAAGACAACCUUCGACUUGUUUCUGGAUGUAUUCCAUAUAGAUGGAGAAAGGAGAAUGGAGAUCAGAUGGAAAAAACUGAGGAAAUGAUAGAAGUACUUAUGAUUUCUUCGCCAAAACGCGACGACCUUGUAUUUCCAAAGGGCGGUUGGGAGGAUGAUGAGACUAUCACAGAAGCUGCUUGUCGCGAAGCUUUAGAAGAAGCUGGAGUUACAGGAAUUUUAAGAGAAACUCCAUUAGGAAUGUGGGAAUUCCGAAGCAAAAGCAGUCAGGACUUGUGUAGCAUGGAAGGAGGCUGCAGAGGAUACAUGUUUGCCUUGGAGGUGACCGAAGAACUUGAGGCAUGGCCUGAGCAGAAAAACCGUGCUCGCCAAUGGUUGGAUAUAAAAGAGGCAUUUAGACUCUGCCGAUACGACUGGAUGUGUAAUGCACUCGAGGAGUUUACAAAAGUUAUGGCAGAGGAUACAACGCCAAGGAAGCAAGACAAGAAUGUCGUCGACCCCCCUUCUGUUACCUCAACAGAUGCCUCGGAAUGUCAAAGUGUGUCGCCCAACUGCUACAAAAGAUCCUCGAAUAUGCAGCACCACGGCGUGCCUCCUAAAGCGAAUAAUCUACUGCAACGCGCUUCUCACGAGAUAGCCAUCCAUUUUGGCUAUUGA
Molecule: messenger RNA, 702 nt
Organism: Lathyrus sativus (Indian pea)
Lineage: Eukaryota; Viridiplantae; Streptophyta; Magnoliopsida; Fabales; Fabaceae
Source: the annotation of a GenBank genome assembly